Colletotrichum siamense is the source of this 315-nucleotide messenger RNA. RefSeq names its product Choline transport protein. The record is from RefSeq and is a predicted model, not a curated record. Gene Ontology annotation, molecular function: transmembrane transporter activity. Bases 1 to 315 code for a protein of 104 amino acids. Gene Ontology annotation, biological process: transmembrane transport. Gene Ontology annotation, cellular component: membrane. Lineage: Eukaryota; Fungi; Ascomycota; Sordariomycetes; Glomerellales; Glomerellaceae. The transcript is spliced from 3 exons.
AUGCCUCUCAACGCUGUCAUAAUACAGGCGGCAUUUUCCAUCGUCUAUGGAUUGGUGUUCGUUGGGUCAGAGACGGCAUUUGAGCUAAUGGUGAGCGCUUCUAUCAUCUUUCUGGUCGGAUCCUACGUCAUCCCACAGGCCAUUCUCCUAUUCAUGGAUCGUGACGAGCUUCUCCCUGAGCGGCCAUUCAGCCUGGGACGAUUUGGCUACGCCGUCAACUUCAUAUCGACAAUCUGGACGGUGUUGCUGGUGAUCGCCUGCUGUCUUCCCACCGAAUAUCCAAUAACACCUUACAACAUGAAUUACAACAGCUGA